Molecule: messenger RNA, 417 nt
Organism: Melitaea cinxia (Glanville fritillary)
Lineage: Eukaryota; Metazoa; Arthropoda; Insecta; Lepidoptera; Nymphalidae
Product: wiskott-Aldrich syndrome protein family member 1-like
Exons: 1
Coding region: 1-417 (138 amino acids)
Source: RefSeq, a predicted model, not a curated record
AUGAAGACCAAAAAAUGUCACGUAGAACCAAUACCUGAGCCUCCACCCCCUGACCCUUGCAAAUUACAACGAAUCAAACAGAAAGAAAAGGCAGGAAUUAAAAUAUGCCCUCCAGUACCCAUUGAACAGCCUCCUCCACCUCCAGCGUGUCACGCUUUAUGCUUCGAGAGGAUAAAAAAUCCAGAAAUCAAACCAGCCAAUCAGACAGUAGUGUGUAUUGUUGCGAGACAACCAACAGGCACUGCUAGGUGUGACGAAGUUGAGGAACGUGCUGCUGCUCAUCCAGAUCUACCUUGGCCAGGGUGUCCCCAACCACCACCCUUACCCCCACCACCAGCACCUGACCUGUGUGAAGAACAGCAGAAAAAGCAAAGAAUAGAAGAGUGUAAAGAAAGAAUGAAACGUUACAGACUUUGA